AGCUAUUAAAAAUCAUUGCCACUACCUGAAACAGAGCCAAAAAAAGAAAAAAACACAAAAAMGAAACGGGAAAAACAACAGCAACAAUAAAGAGGCAGUCACAACCACGCGCUGCUCGUAUCGUAAUCGUUCGCUCCUCAGCUCAAGUGUUUCGGUUAUAGCCGCUGCUCCAUACGAUUUCGGGCCAGUUUGUUGGCGGAUUGUGCGAGAAGAGCAUCUCUUCAGGUCGAGUAUGACUUAUCAGCUGAUUAUCGUGGCAUGUACUUUGCUGUUGACCCACACUUAUGCCAAUCCCAUUACUCCGAAGGCCAGUGUAGCCACAGAGCUCAUUAUCUUGCACAAUAAUGAUAUGCACGCAAGAUUUGAGCAGACAAACAAGAAUGGAGGCACUUGCUCCAAGGAGGAUGCCAAUACGGACAGGUGCUACGGCGGAUUUGCACGUGUUGCCACCGAAGUUCGCAAAUACCGUGAGGAGGCCAAGAAGGGAGGCACACCUGUACUGUAUUUAAAUGCAGGUGACACCUACACCGGCACAGCUUGGUUCUCAGUCUUUAAAGACAACAUCACUAGCGCCUUUCUCAACAUGCUACAGCCUGAUGCUAUUUCGCUAGGUAAUCACGAGUUUGAUAAGAAUGUGGAAGGCCUAAUACCAUUCCUUAACGCUGUGGAAUUCCCGGUGUUGGCUUGCAAUUUGGACUUGUCGAAGGAACCAGAUUUGGCUGCCGCUAAGAGUCUGGCUAAUUCCACGAUACUGGAGAGCAACGGAGUUCAGAUUGGUGUAAUUGGUUAUCUGACACCAGAUACCAAGGAUCUUUCYUUCCAAAACAACGUGGAAUUUGCAGAGGAAAUUGUAUCAAUCAAUGCUGAAGCAGAGAAGUUAAAGGCUCAGGGCAUUAAAAUUAUCAUUGCUUUGGGUCACUCAGGAUACCAAAAGGAUCAGGAUAUUGCCAGAGAGUGUCCCGAUGUYGAUAUAGUCAUUGGUGGUCAUUCGCAUACCUAUUUAGAUGCCAAUCAACCUGUUGCAGACAAGAACGAUGCCAAUCCAGAAGCAGUGCGAGGGCCCUAUCCCACCACAGUGGUUCAGAAGAGUGGUAAAAAGGUGCCUGUGGUUCAGGCCUAUGCUUACACAAAAUACUUGGGAAAGAUUCAUGUGCAGUUCGAUGUCGAGGGAAAUUUAAUUGAAUUCGAUGGAGCGCCAAUUCUGUUGAAUGCAUCGAUUUCUCAGGAUCAAGAGCUGUUAGAUUUGCUCGAAGUCUAUCGGCCAAAUAUCACA
Molecule: messenger RNA, 1273 nt
Organism: Drosophila arizonae
Lineage: Eukaryota; Metazoa; Arthropoda; Insecta; Diptera; Drosophilidae
Product: protein 5NUC-like
Biological process (GO): AMP catabolic process
Cellular component (GO): plasma membrane
Molecular function (GO): metal ion binding; 5'-nucleotidase activity; nucleotide binding
Source: RefSeq, a predicted model, not a curated record